Molecule: messenger RNA, 722 nt
Organism: Bradysia coprophila
Lineage: Eukaryota; Metazoa; Arthropoda; Insecta; Diptera; Sciaridae
Source: RefSeq, a predicted model, not a curated record
UUUAACUAUAUGUUGCACAAAUCAAUUUUUGCGAAAAUAAAUCUUUUAUUCAGUGAUUCUAAGUGGCCGCAACGUUCUUAAUAAGUUGAUAAUUUGUUUUCGUUUCUAAAAUGGAUAAAAAGGCGUCGAGUGACGACGAUUUGAUUAAAUUUGUUAACCUUGUUGAGGAACAUAAAAUCAUCCUCUCUAAAUCCCAAUUUCUCGCCAUAAAGAGUCAGAAACGAUUGGCUAUUGCCGAAAUGAUAUCCAAGUGGGCUGAAAUCAGUGGUCAAAACUUGACCGAGCAAACGCUGCUGAAAAAAUUGCACAACAUGAAAGCACGAGCAAAUGUUGCAGCUGACAAAAAUGUCUUAACCGACUGGCAAGUUAAGCUACGGGAACUAAUUGCUGGUAGUGACGCGCCCAAAAAUGUGCCGGACAAGUCGAUAAACUCUCGGUCGAACGACGAAUGCCGGUCUACAUUGAAGAAGAACUUGGUUUCCUGUGACGUUGGGCCAAGAAAACGAACGGCAGAAGAUGUGUUAAAUGAGUGGGAAACAGAAGACACGAAGUGUUUAAGUGACGAGGAACUGCAACGCUACGUGUUACUUAAGCAUUUGAAGCUCGUGAAUCUUAAAAUAGAGCAACACGAAACAGCACCUGUUGCAGUUGAAAUAAUUGAAUUGACGAAUGAAGAAGAAAUGUAAACGAAAGUAAUUCUAUAUUACAUUUAACAAUGCUCU